AGCUGUUGUCUUACCGCUGGGCUGCUUUUGCCUCUUGUUUUAUUAUGCAGCCAGUUUUCAUAUUGUUCUGCAUUGUCCAAUCGUGCAUGAUCUAGCGGGCCCAGAUGUCACAGCUGUGGACUGACAACCCCACCAUAAGGUGGGAGCCCUGACAGACCGACAAAUCGAGAAACAGUUAAAUAUCUGGGGUCCAACUCCAUCGGUUACCCCUCCAAAACAUCCCAGGACCGUGAUAACUAUCCAGGCCUGUUUAUAUGCUAGUAUUGCGUCUUUAGUUGUCUCACUCGUUGCUGUGACAAGCAUAGCAAUCCGUUAUUUGAUACCCAUUAAGUAUUGCCCAACAUGACCUCCCACGAUGACACAAUGCCCGAUGAGACGACAGGCUACAAGCUCAACCAGCCCAAGCAGAGCUUGGCUGAAUAUCAAAACAUGGAUGCCGGCGACGAAUCACUCCAACGCUACAAGCAAUCCCUCGGCCUCAGUGCUGGCAAGGACCUUUCCGACCCCAAUGACUCCCGAGUCUGCAUCAUCCUGUCCCUCACCAUGGAAUCUCCCGGCCGCCCGCCUGUCACCAUCGACUUGUCAACCCCGGGUAGCGAGGUGACUCUAAAGGACAAGCCGUUCAAGAUCAAGGAGGGUGCAAAGUUCACCAUGGUUGCUUCCUUCAAGGUCCAGCAUGAGAUUCUCAGUGGCCUGCACUAUGUCCAGGUGGUGAAGCGCAAGGGCAUCAGGGUCAGCAAGGAUAGUGAGAUGAUUGGGAGCUAUGCCCCAAACACCGACAAGCAGCCCAUCUAUUCGAAGAAGUUCCAGGAGGAAGAGGCCCCAAGUGGCAUGCUUGCCCGUGGCCACUACCAUGCUCUGUCAAGCUUUGUCGACGACGACAAGAAGACCCACCUCUCCUUUGAAUGGAGCUUUGACAUUGCCAAGGACUGGUAGAGUGCCUGCAGCUGCUGUCGCUCUGACCAUGCAUCCAGGCAUACGGCAUCAUUGGAUCCGGCAUGAGACAUGAUGGAUUUUGACCCAUGAGAUACACCCCCCGUUUUUGCUGCGUUCUGCUUUUGCGAUCACCCUCAUGGUGGAAAGGUCCCGACAUCGCUGGACUUUCGACAAGGCUGGAGAGGAAAGAAAAAUAAACACCGGAAGACUAUUACACCCAUGACUCCCUAGGUGGUAGAGGCAGUUAGGAAUCGAACACUAGCCAACGCGACCCUGCUUGCCAUCUAACAUUAAUGUGUGAUUGCUAUUGUAAGAUGCUACGUAGGGAGGCUAUGCCAUUUCUCG
Messenger RNA from Phialemonium atrogriseum, 1281 nucleotides. Its product is annotated as immunoglobulin E-set. The record is from RefSeq and is a predicted model, not a curated record. Bases 343 to 936 code for a protein of 197 amino acids. Gene Ontology annotation, biological process: Rho protein signal transduction. The transcript has 4 exons. Gene Ontology annotation, cellular component: cytosol; cytoplasm; membrane. Lineage: Eukaryota; Fungi; Ascomycota; Sordariomycetes; Cephalothecales; Cephalothecaceae. Gene Ontology annotation, molecular function: protein binding; Rho GDP-dissociation inhibitor activity.